AGGAUUCGCGAUGGAGAAGUGAGUUCCGAUGAUGACUUGUAUGAGGAGGACGGUGAAGUCGUAGAUGAGGAGCGAUCUGCUGAAUACGAGCAGCAGUUGAUUGCCCAUAUGCAAAAACUACAUAUCGAAGUGGAACCAGACCGACUGGCUAAUGUUGUAAGCGAAAUGGUUGCUCGAGUUCAUAUUCGCUCUACCCAGUCGAGCCGAGAAAGAAUGCCCAGCCCUCCUAGAACCGCAACUGUGGAUUUAAGCGGUGAUGUACCAGCUGUUGAUCUACCGUGGUAUGCGGGCGGAGAUGGGGGUAAAGACGAAGUUCUGGAAGAGAAUCUAUCUGAGGAGAACGAGAAGCCUGGCCAAUGUCUUUACGUAUACAAAUGGUCCGAGACACUGUUUCCAGAUGAGACUGCAACGACUGUUGGAGAGAAACGCCCGCUGGACGUGGCAGAAGUGAUU
This is a messenger RNA of Ostertagia ostertagi, 453 nucleotides long. The record is from the annotation of a GenBank genome assembly. NCBI's taxonomy places the organism in Eukaryota, Metazoa, Nematoda, Chromadorea, Rhabditida, Trichostrongylidae.